Molecule: messenger RNA, 1593 nt
Organism: Rotaria sordida
Lineage: Eukaryota; Metazoa; Rotifera; Eurotatoria; Philodinida; Philodinidae
Source: the annotation of a GenBank genome assembly
AUGUCGAUUCAACGCACAGCUGAAUCGGCUUUACAUGCACUUCAAGAACUUUAUAAUGCAAUUGAUUUAUCAAGUCAACAACAAAGUUCAAUGUCAAUCAAUGAUAGCGAAAAUCUUGUUCAAGCUCUUUGUAAUCUUUCACAACUUAUCAAUCAUAUUAAUCAGACAGGCAUGUGUGGUCAUACAUCUAUAAUGAAUACACAUUUAGAUUCAAAACGAUUUGAUCGAAAAAGAGUAAACAAAUUCAUUGCUCCUCAUCUAACUAAUUAUGAUGAAAAUAUAAUGAUGGAUUCAACAACAAUUGGAUCAUCAUUACAAUCUGGACAAUCUUAUGGUGAAUGUGUAUUGUAUCAUCCUAUUCGUAUAACAACAACUUGUGCUGAUGGACCUACUGUAUUACAUGAAAAUGAUUUUGUCAGAAACGAAAGACAAUAUCGAAAAGAUCAUGAUCAUAAUAAACGAUUUCCACAUCAUAAUCAUAUCAAGAAAAAUCAUAAACGAAUGUUGAGAAGUUAUGACCGUCAUUCGACGAACAUCAGUCGAGCUAGUCGAUCAAGUCGUAGUGGAUCUAGAAGAUCUCGUAUGUCUCAUCGAAGUCAACGAUCAACUCAUGGACGAGCAAGUCAAUCACGUGACCGUAGUUCACGUUCAAGUCGUCGAUCAUCUCGUUAUUCACAAAGUUCAAGAAGUAAACAUCGACGAUCACAAAGUCAUGGACGUAGAAAUCGAUCAAGUCAAAGAAGAAGUCGACAAUCUCGUUCAAGUCAACGUCGUAGUCGAAGUCGUCGACGAAGUUCACAUAAACGUCGAUCAGCUGAUCUUCAAAAUCGACGACAUUAUCAUCAUCAAAUACCUUCACAUCCAGUUUUGAACGUAACAAAUCCAACUGUUUCAUCUUAUCCUUCGAAUCAAAUCGAUUCAACAUCAAUGGGAAUUCAACCAUCAACACAGCAGCCUUAUAUUCGUUCAUUACCUUCACCGGCUCCAAUUACAACUACUAGUAAUGGUCGUAUACUACCAUCACCAACAUUUACUCCAACUAUGCCUUUACCUCCACCUCCAACUAUUUCUUCAUUACAUCAUCCUCAUUCUUCUUCACAAAUGCCAAUGCAACAACAACAGCAUCAACUACCUUCUAUUAUUCAUGAUAAUAAUACUCCUUUACAUCGACGUAUUAACAAUCCACUUAGUGAUCAAUCUUCAUCAUAUCAACAAGUUCCAGUAUCAACAACAAGUACAGGGAAUACAGCAUUAUUAUCACAACAACAACAACAACCAUCAUCAUUAUUAUCAUCUACCAAUCCUAUGUUGAAUAUUUCCACUCAAAAUGAUGUUUUAUCUUCUAGUAUUUCGCCGCUUCAAACAACAAAUAGUGCAUUUACAUCACGUUCAGAUAAUUGUCCAGAAUGUCGAGCUAUAACACGUCUUCUUCAAUGGGCACCAUUGAAAUGUUAUGAUGCAGCAGGAAUACGUCGUGGUGUGUUUUUAGCUGGUCCAAAAAGUGAACAAUUACUCAAAGCACUUUAUUCAUCUAUAAAAGAUUCAUCUUUAUCAUUAGACGAUAUUGAAAAUUGUUUAUGUGAUGAUGAAUAA